Messenger RNA from Symbiodinium sp. CCMP2456, 393 nucleotides. Lineage: Eukaryota; Dinophyceae; Suessiales; Symbiodiniaceae. The record is from the annotation of a GenBank genome assembly.
AUGAAGAGCGUCAAGUCUCGAGAUGUUCAGUACAUCUUUGAGAAGCACGUCGGCCCGAUUGAGAAGUGUGUGUUGACUGACUGCGUGGCUUCGAUCCAAUUCACGAUGCCGGAUCACGCAAGAACGGCGGUGGAACGCUACGACGGAGGUAUUCUGGAGAUAAGCACAGACAAGAAGAGGAGCGACGAUACUUUAAUCUCGCUUGCCGUCUCGCCAUGGGCUCACGAUGGACUUGCCCUUAGAUCAAAGCUCGAAGAGCCCAUGCCUCAGCCAGUCUUUUUGGGGAUUUGUCUAGCGUAUUUAGUCUUUCGAUAUAUAGAAAUAAGUCUUUAUAUAGAUACAUAUGUACAUAUUUACACAUACACGCAUGUACAUACACAUACCUGUAAAUAG